Schizosaccharomyces osmophilus is the source of this 654-nucleotide messenger RNA. RefSeq names its product oxidative stress transcription coactivator/ribosome recycling protein Oxs1 (gene oxs1). Gene Ontology annotation, cellular component: nucleus. The coding region runs from base 1 to 654 and encodes 217 amino acids. NCBI's taxonomy places the organism in Eukaryota, Fungi, Ascomycota, Schizosaccharomycetes, Schizosaccharomycetales, Schizosaccharomycetaceae. The transcript has a single exon. Gene Ontology annotation, molecular function: transcription coactivator activity. Gene Ontology annotation, biological process: transcription by RNA polymerase II. The record is from RefSeq and is a predicted model, not a curated record.
AUGGGAAAUCCUAAGAAGAGAUCAGAAAAGGCCGAAGCUGCCAAAGGUAGAAAAGACGAAAUUGAAGCGAAGAAGAAGGAAGUCGAAGAAAGUGAAAGAUGGUCGAAAGGAGCAAAGGGUAAUAAUAAGAAGGAGCAAGAAGAGGAAAAACGACGACAGGCGGCCCAGAAAAAAGCAGAGCGUGCUCGUCUCGAGCAAGAGGAACUGGCUAGCCUGCCAUCGAAAGGUGGGAAAGGUAAAAAGGCCGGUGCUGGUAAAGAUUUAUCUUUGGAUGCUUUUCUGGAGGAACCUGCUCAGCCCGCCUCGUAUAGCGCUCGCAACGUUGAUGAGGCGUUGGAUUUACUUAAUUUAGACUCUGGCCCAAAGGAUAAAAUCGAUCGCCAUCCUGAACGCCGCUUCAAGCCUGCGUUGAACGAAUAUAAAGAAUCACGACUUCCUGAACUUCGUAAGGAAAGCCCUGGUCUUAGGCUUAACCAAUAUGAAGAUAUCAUGUAUAAAGAGUUCCAAAAGCAUCCCAACAACCCUUUCAACAAGGUAAGUAAAGCAUCUCAUAAUCAUAACUUUACUCUGACGCCUUUUUAUAGCUCAAUGUUGGCUACAACGCUAAACAAGACGACAUUAAGAGUCUUCGCGCUGCUCGUAAGGCUGAGCUAG